Messenger RNA from Rubroshorea leprosula, 1959 nucleotides. The record is from the annotation of a GenBank genome assembly. NCBI's taxonomy places the organism in Eukaryota, Viridiplantae, Streptophyta, Magnoliopsida, Malvales, Dipterocarpaceae.
AGACGAACAACCUUUUCUCAAUCAAAUAUGACUUCAUGCCAAAUUUCAAGAGUGAAUCAGAAAAUGAAGAAUCAUGGUCAGAAGUUAGUGAUUAUGAAGAUGAACACGGAGAAGGCAAACCCGGAGUAGACUAGCAAACCAUCACUGAAGAAGAAGAAGAAGAAGCCGGUGAUACAUGGGGUCUAUACAAAAAAGACAUGGGGUCGGUUUUCAUUUCAUCCUUCGAGGAAGAGGCUGAAUUUGAAUUAGAAAAAACCAGUAAUGACGUGAGGCAAUCCAAAAAGGCUGACAAGAGAUCACAUAGCCAGAUUGAGGAAAAAGAUUCAAUAGAAAUGGUGGCAGAUAGCAUUAAUGUGGAUGAAUAUUUGAAUGAUGCAGGAGAUAGAGAAGACGUUGGGGAAUGCAACUCUGAUUCAAAUGCAAAAAUUCAAGCCACAACGGAUCCUAUUAAGGAUUCGAAAGCUAUUGGGCUGGAAUUAAGGGCUAAGCCCAUUAGGGAGGAGGUGGGCCAAAUGCACCUCACAACAAAAGAAAUGGAUAUCACAGCUUGGGCAAACGAAGAAAGGAGCAGCAACAUGCAAUCGGGAAAUAAGAUGAGGCUUGUUAGUGCAGUUGAGAAAGGAGCAACCUGUAGACAAAAAGGAAGCACAAAAGGAACGUCUACCAUGGAAAACUCCAGGUUGUUCUUGGCAAGACUUGGGAGUGACGAAGGCAGGGAGAAGGAAGGGAGAGGUAAAAAGGAAAAAAGAGAGAAGAAAAGGACGAGGAAGAGAACAAAAUUAUGCAACUCGGGGAAGAAGGUUCUGGAGUUUGUUCCAUGCGCAACCAAUCCAGUAGCGGGAGGCUCAGUGGGGGACAGCGGGGUAGCAGUUGAGAAUGGGGAGAAUUUUAUUAAAAGACUCAAGGAGAUGGAGUCGAGAGACAAGAAAGCUACAGAAGAGGAGAACUCAAGGAAAACAGCCAAGGCACAAAAGGGAGAGAGGGAACAACUAGCGAAGGAGGAGAUCAAAGCGAGAAGGGAUGCCUUUCUAGAUUUGUGGAAGAAUCUAAAGCACAAAGAAAGGAUGAUGCAACAGAAAUCAAGGAAAACUUGGCUGCUAAAUGGAGAUGCAAACACAAUGUUUUUUCAUAAUUGUGUGAAAGGAAGAUGGAAGAGAAGCGAAAUGAACAGCAUAUAUGUGCAAGGAACCCAGAUUGUAGAAGUGAGCAAAAUGAAAGAGGAGAUUUCAUCUUACUUUGAAAGUAUGUUUAAAGAAAAGCAGGGGGAGAGACCGAAAUUAGAUGGGAUAUGCUUCAAACAAAUAUAUGUGGAAGACAAUAGCUCACUCAUCAAACCAUUCAAUGUAGAAGAGAUAAAGGCAGCAGUAGAAGAUUGUGACAGCUUGAAAGCACCAGGCCCCGAUGGAUUCAAUUUCAGAUUUGUCAAGAGUGAAUGGAGGUGUGGAAGAAGAUUGGUUAGAAAAAAUGUCUUGGGUGCUAUGCUGCAAAAGAGGAACGUUUCCAUUCAAGUACCUGGGGAUUCCCAUUGGGGGAAGCUGCAGAAAACUUGCUUUUUGGAAACCAUUGUUGGACCUCUUCUCAUGAAAAUUAUCCAUUUGGAAGGGGCGGUGGAAAAAAAGAGACUUCCAAGAGGGGAUUCUAGAGGCAGCCGACAAAAAGCUUGGAAGGCGAGUUUGAGGCAGAGCUUGCGCGGAUUCUGUGCAAGUGAUGGCAGAAGCAAAGGCAGCCACUGGGGACACUUCAAUCGAAAACAAAGCGGACAAGCGCGACAGUAAAGGCUACAAAUCUGAGUUCCACAAAUUGGGUUUUUGCUCUUCUAAACUUAUUUUUUCCUUUUUUUGGAUAUGAAAUUGUGGUUCAUCAAUUUAAUCUCAGAUUUUAUCAUGUUUAGUAUGAACUAAUUUUGCCAUCUAAGGCUACGAUGUAGCCUAAUUAAUUUAAUAUAGAAUUUCAUGAUUU